AUGUCAAUUAAUUCAAAUCAAAAAGAAGGAGCAAGUACCUCCACCAUGGAUACUUUGCCAAACUCUGCUCCAGAAAAACCACAAAAUGAAGAAAUCAAAGACGAAAGGGAGCCUAAACUUUAUUUCUUUGAUCACUUUAGAAUUUUCAAGUUGUUUGGAUGGACAUGGUUUCUAAUCUUGUUAGGAAUGCUUGGAUCGAUGGGAAAUGGUGUUAUUAUGUUAAUCUUCCAAUUUAUAUUUGGAGAUUUAAUCAACAUUUUCCAACCUGUCAAUGGAGUAAUGCCUUCCACUGAUGUCAUGAGAGCUGCCAUCUCUGAUAUUUCCUUAAAGUUUACCUAUGUUGCAAUUGGUAGUAUGGUGGCAAGCUUUACAGCUCAAUUUUUCUUGAGUUGGGCCAAUGAAAGAAUUGGAAUCACUUUGAGAAAAAGUUAUUUCAACCAAUUGACUAAUCAAGAUGUUGCAUUCUUUGAUAUUAAGAAAACAGGAGCUUUGACUCUUCCAUUGAGUGAUGACAUCUCUAAAAUUCAAGACGCAUGGACAAACAAGCUAUCUACACUCAUGCAACAUUUGACAACCAUCAUUAUUGGCCUAGUUCUUGCUUUUGUAAGCAGUUGGCAAAUGUCACUUGUUUCAAUUUCAACAGUUCCACUUAUGCUUGUUAUUGGAGGUGUAAUGGGAAAGUUUACUGAAGUAUUGACUGUCCGAUCAGGAAAUGUCAUUUCAAAAAGUGCUUCCAAAGCCAAUGAGGUUGUUUCUUCCUUUAAAACUGUGAAAAGUAUGGGAGUUGAAGGGAGGGAACAAUUGCAAUUUGCAAGUAUAUUGAAGAAACUUCACUUGUAUGGUUUGUUGAAGGCUCUAACACAAGGAGUGAGUAUGGGUGCUGAGAAUUUGAUCAUGUGGGGAACUAGCUCACUUGCUUUUUGGUAUGCAGGAAAUUUGGUUAUUGAUGGAGUAAUCACAAUAGGAGACCUUGUUAAGGUAUUUGGAUUAUUGCUUUUUGCUAUUUUUUCAAUGGCACAAGGAUUUAUCAUGUUACCAGACAUUUCCAAAGCAUUGGCCUCUCACAGAACACUUCUACUUGUAAUUAAAAGAAAACCAGCCAUUCCAACAACUGGAGGAAAGAGUUUGGGUGAGAAUGUUGGUAAAAUUGAAUUCAGAAAUGUUAAAUUUUCUUACCCUUCUCGUCCUGAUGUGAAAGUUUUGGAAGAUUUUUCAUUGAAUAUUGAAGUUGGACAAUCGAUUGCUCUAGUUGGACCAUCCGGAUCUGGUAAGAGUACAAUUGUUGGAUUGUUGGAAAGAUUUUAUGAUCCACAAGAAGGAUCAGUGCUUAUUGAUGGAGUGGAUAUUAAGGAAAUUGAUUCUGCAUGGUUGCACAAGAACAUUGGAAUUGUGACUCAGGAACCAGUAUUAUUUGCCUGUUCUAUUAGGGAAAACAUUGCUUAUGCAGUUGGUAUUGAAAAUGUAACAGAUCAAGAGAUUGAAAAAGCUGCAAGAGCUGCCAAUUGUCACAAUUUCAUUGUAGAUCUUCCAAAUGGAUAUAACACCUUACUUGGUGAGAAAGGCGUUUCUCUCUCAGGUGGACAAAAGCAGCGUGUUGCUAUUGCUAGAGCUCUUUUACAAAAUCCCAAAGUUCUUCUAUUGGACGAAGCAACCUCAGCUCUCGAUACGGAAUCAGAAGCUCUUGUUCAGGCAGCUCUUGAAACUCUCAUGAAAGGAAGAACUUCCAUUUCCAUUGCUCACAGAUUGUCAACUGUUCAGAAUUGUGAUGUUAUUUAUGUGCUUGUUAAGGGAGAGAUUAAGGAAUCUGGUCUUCAUUCAGAUUUACUGAAUGUUCAAGAUGGAAUUUAUAGAAAGUUGGCUGAGAAACAAAUGGUUAUUAGUGAGCAAUAAAAUCAUUUCAUAUUUCUACUA
Messenger RNA from Naegleria gruberi, 1911 nucleotides. RefSeq names its product abc transporter B family protein. Gene Ontology annotation, cellular component: membrane. The transcript has 4 exons. Bases 1 to 1890 code for a protein of 629 amino acids. Lineage: Eukaryota; Heterolobosea; Eutetramitea; Acrasida; Naegleriidae. Gene Ontology annotation, molecular function: ATP binding; ABC-type oligopeptide transporter activity; ATP hydrolysis activity. The record is from RefSeq and is a predicted model, not a curated record. Gene Ontology annotation, biological process: transmembrane transport.